ACCUCUGCUUGGAGAAGAUGACCAACAUUUGCACGAGCCUUCGCGGUGAAAUGAAGGCGGUGACUUGACUUGAGAUCUCAACCGGGGUGAUUUAUGAUAGACACGUGAUCCGUUUGAAAAAGACUCCUGGGGUAGAAAGUAAUCAUAAAAUUUAGUCACUAUCCGUUAUCUCUUUCGAGCGAACGGUCGUAUUCUUUUGGUCUACCAAACCUAGGCACAAAUCUUUUCUCGGACUUUCGCGUUCACGUCGGGACUGCGUCAACAGAUAACGCCUCCACCGACCUUGGACACAGAGUCUUUUCUCGGACUUUCGCGUUCGUGUCGGGACUGCGUCAACAGAUAACGCCUCCACCGACCUUGGACACACAAAUCUUUUCUCGGACUUCGAGUCGCGUUCACGUCGGGACUGCGUCAACAGAUAACGCCUCUACCGACCUUGGACACACAAAUCUUUUCUCGGACUUUCGCGUUCACGUCGGGACUGCGUCAACAGAUAACGCCUCUACCGACCUUGGACACACAAAUCUUUUCUCGGACUUCGAGUCGCGUUCACGUCGGGACUGCGUCAACAGAUAACCCCUCUACCGACCUUGGACACACAAAUCUUUUCUCGGACUUUCGCGUUCACGUCGGGACUGCGUCAACAGAUAACGCCUCCACCGACCUUGGACACACAAAUCUUUUCUCGGACUUUCGCGUUCACGUCGGGACUGCGUCAACAGAUAACGCCUCCAUCGACUCAAGGUCGCCAGCAAUGGAUUCGGAAACGGAUUCGAGCCUGUGUGAUGUUUGUGGCAGUAUGUUCCCCACCCUCUUCAUGCUGAAGCAGCACAUGUCAGUGAGACACCAUAGGAAUGUCAUCAAUAGCUUAGCUGAACCAAGCUAUGAUGCGCACCUGAGGCAGCUACUGGCUAACCUUCGCCAGGAGAAUAUGGUGGUGAGGAAUGGAAUCCUAGGAGAUGGGAACUGCCAAUUCGCAGCAUUUGCCGACCAACUGAAACUGCUCGGCAAAGUGAGAGGCAGCUUGACAGUCAAGCAUGUAAGAGAGAUGGCAGUCUCAUAUCUAAGAGCCAAUCGUCGGUUGCCCGGUUCUGGAGUUGAUUGGACGGAGUUUGUCGCAGAAGACUGGGAUCAAUACUUGCUUAAGAUGGCAAGAAAUGGAGAAUGGGGUGACCAUCUCACCCUUUGUGCUCUGGCGAACACAUUUCAGGUGUCCAUCCUCAUCGUCAGGAGCUCUUCGACUUUGCGAGAUGAGUACCUCACCAAAAUACAACCGUCAUGGAUGUCUCCCAGGAGGGAUAUUGGACGUCCCAUCCUACUGGGACACAUAUCAGAAACCCAUUUUGUCAGCUUGGGGAUUGAUGAGAAGGUAAUGUCAAAAACUAUUGAUAACUGA
Branchiostoma floridae (Florida lancelet) is the source of this 1396-nucleotide messenger RNA. Its product is annotated as OVARIAN TUMOR DOMAIN-containing deubiquitinating enzyme 11-like. Gene Ontology annotation, biological process: protein deubiquitination. Bases 755 to 1396 code for a protein of 213 amino acids. Lineage: Eukaryota; Metazoa; Chordata; Leptocardii; Amphioxiformes; Branchiostomatidae. The record is from RefSeq and is a predicted model, not a curated record. The transcript is spliced from 5 exons. Gene Ontology annotation, molecular function: cysteine-type deubiquitinase activity.